Molecule: messenger RNA, 3934 nt
Organism: Mercenaria mercenaria
Lineage: Eukaryota; Metazoa; Mollusca; Bivalvia; Venerida; Veneridae
Exons: 12
Coding region: 423-1955 (510 amino acids)
Source: RefSeq, a predicted model, not a curated record
CGUUGAGUAUUUCAAUCGUACUGGUUACAAAUUGUGAAUCAUACUAUAACUUUAUGUCAUGUGCUCAACUUGCAGUUUACUUAACAUGGAAACGCCGUCAGUGAUAACGUGACUAUCGAAGUAAAAAGUGCCUACUUUAAAAACGACAAUAGCAAAAAUCGAACAAGGAUAAAAUGAUAAUUAGGUACAAUGGGAAAUAUUUUGAGUAGCCUAUCAUGUACAAGCUCAAAUAACAUAUCUAUAGUGUAGAAGGACAGUUUUUGUCUCGCCUGCGAAUUAAGGAACUGACGGCGGACGAAGGUGUAGUUUUUCCGGCGGCGAUUGUGAUGACGACGGCGGUGUAAACAUUAAGUUUUGAUGAUGCAAGUUCCUCCAUAUUUUUACAGAUGACGGUUUAAAGGAAAUUGCGAUAACUGUUGUUUAUGAUGGGGUCAGGUCAAUCUAAUGAAGGUUCUCAUAAUCAACUCAUACGGGAUUGUUCAAGAGGUAGUAACCAAGAUCGUAAACCCAGUGGAAGGACAAUUUCCAGCAAACAGGAAACUUUAGAGAGUGUUUCAAACUUUUUCCAUAAAUACAGUGGUGGUAAUCCUUCGAAACCUGUCACUAUUCCUAGAGACGAAUUCAAUAACUUGCACGAGGUUAUCAAGAAAAGUCUUCAACCUGGAAAAAAAUUGUGUAAGGGAGAAACAAUACAAGACGUAAACCAGUCUGCUAGAAUGGAGAAGAAAGAAAUGGUACAUUUACUUAAUACUAGCAACACAACGUCAGCAGCACACUUCGUUGACAAAUUAGAACAGAACUUGAAGAAGUCGGCCAUUGGAACAAUAGUAUUGAAAUCAAGUUCAGAUGUUUCGAAUCUGGAACAUGUUUACGUCAUAGUUUGUAAUAAAAUUGACAACGAAACUACAAAACAGGCAGUCGACAGAAGCUUAAGUGAUAUAGAAGGUAUUUACUACAAAAGAAUAAUACUAAUUGUAUUACAUGUCACGAGAAUACCACCACGUACUUCAACAAGAGAUGAACUUAUAUCUGAAGACGCUAUAGGAAAGUACGGUGAACUCGGCAUUAUUGUAGACAUGGCUUUCCAAUGGAAAGAUGGCAUUUACAACUGUAAAACCAAUGAGAAUGCUUUAAGCGAAAUUAAACAUUUCUGUUCGAAAUAUUAUGCAACAAAACCUGGUGAAAUCUCGGCGACAGCAGAAACCUCAAUACAACCACCAUGCGCUAGUCCAUCUGAUAUAAACUUCGCCGACCAGCCCAUCGGCGAUUGUGAAGAAGUCAAAGAAGAAUUUCCUAUACCAGUUGCUUACAUUAUCGAUCCGUCUCGCUCGACGGCAUCUAAAAAGUUUGUGAGCGAGUUUCAACAAAAUAUGAGGAACCAUAACAUUAAAAUAAGCGAGACGCCAGUAAGUGACGUUAACAAGUUAGACCUAGAUGCCGUCUUAAUCCUAGUCUGUAACAACGCUUCACGCAUAGACACGGAUAUUGGUACAAGUUUAAAUGCUAUCAGCGAAAAUCGAUACAGCAAAACAAUUCUUAUCAUUUUACAUGUCAAAAGCAAUGAUCAUAAUCGUAGGAGCUUACAACGAAUAACGUCGAGAACAAGUUCUGAAAUGUACACAAAGGUUCUCGGGAUGAUUGAUAUGUCAUUUACAAUCGACGAAGGGAUAUACGAGUGUACAAUGAAUACAAACGCAUUUAAAGAACUAAAAGAAAUAUAUGACACUCACGCACCUUAUGGUGCAGCGAAAACUGAGCAGAAAGAGAUUGAAGCCAAACAUGAUAUUCCUGAAGAUUUCAGAGAAAAACCAUCGGACCAGACAUCGGCAUCGAAUAAUGCCGUACCUACGAAAAGGACAAAGACCCGGGAUGAGCUAGAACAAACUGAAGACAGGAUUGAAGAACGGCCUUUACUUUCGCCAGAAUCCGAAAUCAGUUAUUGUUAUUAUUUUUAAUUUCAACUUGUCAGUGGAAAAUACUUCGACCUUUUUUCUGUUUUGUUUGCUUCGGUCGAAGCAACAGUGACAACCUUGAUAAAUAGUUAAGUGUUCCAUAUGCUUAGACUUAGACUCUGUGUUAUCCACCCACUUCAUAUUCAGAAAGCGAAACUUUCAUGUACUUUUUAAAUUUUGUUUUUGAAUUUUGGCCCGUCCGCUUAGAUUAAUAGGGAGAGCGUAGAUGUACGGAUCGCAGUGUUGUGUUUUUGCUCCACGGGCGAGGCAUAUUUUCUAAGAGACGAUAUAGAUAUUGUCUCCCAAAUUAUGUGUCCUCCACCUCUGAUUCAUGUUCAGUUGGCAGUUACUUGCGGAAAACAGGUAUGAAAAGGUACCGAAUCCAGGAACACUGGUAAGUGCCCGCUGAAAUACUGUUGAAAAGUAGAGUUAACCCUAAAACAAAUAAAUAAACUUCACAUCUGAAUUUUUAAGUUUCUGUUCAAUCAGAGAAAUAUAACGUGUAUGUUAAUUAGGUUCGAAUUGGAAAAUGUUUCUAUUUUCUAUGUAGGUGAUACAGUCAUAUGAACCAUGAUGAUAUUAUUUAUGGUGAGUUGUCUAGACAGCCCCUACAUGUGAACUUAGUCUCUGUGACAUCAGCUAAAAUGGUACAGUCAUUUAAUUAACGGGACACUAGUUUUAUUAUAAAAUUAUCACUCCGUAGAAGAAGUGGCAAAUUUCAAAUUUAGUGCUCAAGAUCAUCAUUUUAGUUCUUUGUUGUAAAUUUAAAAAAGCAUAACCAUAAGAAGGAUUUUUUUAUGGCGCCACAAUAUUCAGAAUGAAUUGGCCUAAAAUGGUCGAGGAAGAAAUACAUAAUGAAUUUCUACGCCGGUCAAAAUAUUCUAAAUAUUUUUACUACCAAACGAAGAUUAGCCAAAGAAACAAUUCUUAGUGAUGUUACUAGUCUUGGGUGAUCUGUAUUAGAAAUAUUUGUUAUACCUCUCUUUUGUCUACAAUGAUAAAAUCCCAUUACCCGAGAAAGAGAGAUUUUGACUAUCAAAACAUUUUCAACCUUUUUCACACGUGACCAAGAGAAAGCGACCGUCAGGGCAAUUAACUCCUUCAAUAUUUUAGCCAAAUGAUUGUCUCCCUUGUACACAUAUAGUAGUGUCAAUGUGUACACGGGCGAUUACCGCAUUAAAGAUGAAACUGUUUAAUUAAAUUAAUUAAAACAUUUUAAACAUUUUUAUAUACUAAAUUUUGUUCGGUAUAAUAAAAUAAAUAUCAUAUGACAGCGUGUUUGACAUUCACAUUGUCAACCCUCGAAACAGAAUGUCACCACUCGGUUUUCGCCUCGGAUGGCAUUCUGCCCUCGGGUUGACAAUAUCAGUGUAAAACACGUUGCGAUAUGAUAUUUAUAUAAUGUCAGUUGAAAUGAGAUGUUCUGUUCAAAUGCUAUGUUUUUUAAAUCUUAACACAUAAACACAAUGCUGAAGUUGUAGAUAGUGAUACAUAUGUCACUCUGACGUUGGAUUUUAUGCUCUUCAACAAUAAUGUCGUUACAUGUAAUUUCAUUCCAAACCUCUACUAUUUGAUUUUCAAAAGUAGACUUAUUUUGCUUUAUAAAUCAAUUAGUUUUAACUUUUGUAUAGUACAAAUGUGGCUGAAGAACUAUCAUUAUUUAAAUGCUCAAUGCUUUGUUUUUAAUCAUACAAAAAUCACUAAUUUCCAAUACUGUAUAUGAAAAUAUUAGCUGUUGCAUCUUGAAAUUAUGUGCAGUAUCAAAUUUCCUGUUUGCAGCAAGAAGUUCUUCAGUCACUAUAAAUAAUUAUGUAGUUUUGUUCACGUCUAAUACCUUUUACUAAUCAGAACAUAUAUCAUGUGUUGUGUACAAUGUAUUAUCAUUAUUUUACUCCCAUUGUUUUAAAAUUUACUGUAUCACAAAGAUAUAAUGAAUACUUAUAGUAUAGAUACAGGAAAAUAAUAAAAUUGAAUACAUUAAG